GGUUACAGUCAAGUAGGCGGCACCGAUAGUGUAGUUAGAACUUGGUAUGCAAGCACAUCAGACAGCCGCAGGUUGCUGCUAUUGCAGCAGGAGCAAUAGGACUAGUCACGGAUCUGAGGUUAAUAAGUGGGAGAAAUGGCUUGAGAUUAAACCCCCAAAAAAGCAACGAGAGAUGAGCAAUAUCUGACAGUCUUGUUGGAAAUUGCUGCAGUGCUCUUUUUCCAGGUGUAGUGUAUUAUCAUACAGAUUGAAUAAACUGGUUAACGGAGUCUCAUGUCACAUGUGCUUCAUAGGAAGAAACGGGGCAUCUGCAAGCUGGAUCUGGAGGAGGAUGCUGCGGCAAAUGAUACACAGAGGGCUCAAAGCUUCUUUCUACUGGCUGGGCUUAUUUGUUAGUAGGCAUCCGGUUUUUUUCCUAACCGUUCCCGCAGUCUUAACCAUCAUUUUCGGAUCUACAGUGCUGAGCAGAUUCAAGCCCGAAACGGACCUCGAGAUACUGGUUGCCCCGACCCACAGCUUUGCUAAAGUAGAGCGGAGUCUUGCGAACAGCCUUUUCCCCAUCGACCAGUCAAAAAACAAGCUGUAUUCCGACCUGCACACCCCCGGCAGAUAUGGCAGACUGAUUCUACUGGCUAAGUCUGGGGGAAAUAUAUUGGAGCUAGCCGACCAGGUCCUGCAGGUUCACAAGCAGGUGUUGGAUUUGAGUGUUAAUUACAAGGGAUUCAAUUACACUUUCGCUCAUCUCUGUGUCCUGAGCCAUCAGGAUAAGCGAUGCAUCUUGGAUGAUAUAAUUACGAUAUUCGAAGAUAUCCGUUUAGCUAUUCUGUCGAAUUAUACUUUCUCGAAGGUGCCCGUGAGCUAUCCAAAUACAACCUUAAAGGACGGUCGUGUGUCUUUCAUCGGCCACCAGCUGGGUGGAGUGGCCUUCUCGCCCAACAGCCGAGACCAGCAGGUGAAGUUUGCCCGGGCCGUCCAGAUCACCUACUACCUCCGCAAUCAUGGCCCGGUGGUUCAGGACGUCAUCGCAGAGAAAUGGGAGAAUGCCUUCUGCGCCCUCAUCACGCGCCUGUCCACGCUCAGCGAGGACCUGCACAUCCAGUCUCUCACCUCCUUCAGCCUGUGGAGGGAUUUCCACCAGACGGGCGUGCUGGCUAAAGGGGAGGUACUGGUCAGCAUGGUGCUCCUCCUGCUGGCAGCCACCAUCUCCAGCUCCAUGAGGGACUGCCUGAGGGGGAAGCCCUUCCUGGGUCUACUGGGUGUGCUCACCAUAGCCAUCGCCAACGUGACUGCAGCUGGCAUCUUCUUCAUCUCCGACGGGAAGUUUAACUCCACGCUGCUGGGGAUCCCCUUCUUUUCCAUGGGUCAUGGAACCAAAGGAGUGUUUGAGCUCCUGGCGGGCUGGAGAAGAACUCGAGAGAGCCUUCCCUUCAAGGAGCGCGUGGCAGACGCCUUCGCCGACGUGAUGGUGUGCUAUACCAUGACCAGUUCCCUCUACAUCAUCACCUUUGGCAUGGGUGCCAGCCCCUUCACCAACAUCGAGUCGGUGAAGAUCUUCUGCCAGAGCAUGUGCGUGGCUGUCCUGGUCAACUACUUCUACGUGUUCUCCUUCUACGGUUCCUGCUUGGUGUUCGCUGGUCAGCUGGAGCAGAACCGCUACCACAGUGUGUUCUGCUGUAAGAUCCCCUCAGUGGAGUACCUGGACCGCCAGCCCACCUGGUUCAAGACCAUGAUGAGCGACGGCCAUGACCACGUCACUCACCACGAGGUCUUGCCCUACCACAACCACUUCAUCCAGCACUUCCUGAGGGAGCACUACACGGAGUGGAUCACCAACACCUACGUCAAGCCCUUCGUGGUCAUCCUCUACCUGAUCUACGCCUCCUUCUCCUUCAUGGGAUGUUUACAAAUCAGUGAUGGAUCCAACAUCGUCAACCUCCUUGCCAGCAACACGCCCAGUGUGUCCUACGCCACGACCCAGCAGAAGUACUUCAGUAACUACAGCCCCGUGAUCGGCUUCUACAUCUAUGAACCCAUCGAGUACUGGAACUCCACGGUGCAGGAGCACCUCACAACGCUGAGCCAUGGCUUCAACAAGAUCUCCUGGAUGGAUAACUACUUUCAGUAUCUGAAGGUGGUGAAUGUGAGCGCCUCGACCAAAAGUGAUUUCAUCACCAUCCUGCAGGGCUCCUUCCUGCGCAGCCCGGAGUAUCAGCACUUCAUGGAGGACAUCAUUCUGUCCAAGACAGAUGGGGAUGAAAUGGAGAUCAUUGCUUCCAGGAUGUACCUGGUGGCACGGACCACGGAGAAGACCAGGGAGGAAGUGGUGGAGCUGCUGGAGAGGCUCCGCCCACUCUCGCUCAUCAACAACAUCAAGUUCAUCGUCUUCAACCCCACCUUCGUCUUCAUGGACCGUUACAGCUCCUCCGUAGUGUCGCCCAUCCUCACCUCAGCUUUCAGUGUGCUCACCAUCCUCAUCCUCACCUUCUUCUUAGUCAUCAACCCUCUGGGGAACUUCUGGUUGAUCCUGACCGUCACCUCUGUAGAGCUGGGGGUCCUGGGCCUCAUGACCCUCUGGAAUGUACACAUGGACAGCAUCUCUAUCCUGUGCCUUAUUUAUACUCUAAACUUUGCCAUGGAUCACUGUGCACCCCACCUGUAUACCUUCGUACUGGCCACGGAGCACACCAGGACCCAGUGCAUUAAGAUCUCGCUGGAGGAGCACGGGGCGGCCAUUUUGCAAAAUGCCUGCUGUUUCGUUAUCGGGAUGUUGCCCUUGGUGUUUGUGCCUUCCAAUCUGACCUACACACUGUUCAAGUGCUCGCUCCUCACCGCAGGCUGCACAGUGCUGCACUGUUUCGUUAUCCUGCCUGUGUUUCUAACGUUUUUCCCCCCAUCCAAAAAAAGGCACAAGAAGAAGAAACGGGCCAAACGGAAAGAGAGAGAGAGGGAGCGGGAGAUGAUGGAGAGGGAGAGAGUGAGGGAAAGGGAGGAGAUAGAGUGCAUUGAAGUCAGGGAGAACCCUGAUCAUGUGACUAACGUCUGAGAGGCCGUGUGUCUGUGAGCGGCGAACGUUGAGCGUCAGCAGGACGGUCUUCAGUGAUUGGUGGAUGAGGUGUUGGAAGCCUUUCCUAAAGUGAAGGUGGCCAUGUGGUGUAGCACCUCACAGGGCCCAAGGGGUUAGAGCUGACCGCUCCUCAGAGGGAGGAGGGAGAGAUAGGCUAGCAGCCAUGACCCAGCCAGACAGCCAGCAGCCAUGCUGUCCAGAGUAGAAACCAGACCAGAUCAGACCCAUAGAUCAGCUACGCCUUCAAACUGGAUGGGACAGUGUAUAUUAUCUGCACAGUCUGCUCAUGGUUCCCUCUGCUGUUCAUACAGACACAUGCACACAGCCAGGAUGCAACUACAAACGCCUACAUUCACUUACAGUGUUAUGUGUAUGUGAAUAAUACAUCUUAUUUUAACAAUUGUAAAUCUACAGUACCUUGAGCAAAGCAUGCUAGCAUGACAAUGAGAGACAUGUCUACCUCCAGGAUGGUUGUCAAAGUUAUCUAAAUUGUUUUCUACCAUUUGUCAUAGUAAAUCUGGCCAUUCACUGGCAUAUAUGACCACCCUUAUAGUAUGAUUAGUUUGAUGAAUGACAGGCAGAAGGAUCUAUACAUUAGAAUUUGUUUGAGAGUACACAGAGAUAAUGAAUACCAACAGUACAUUCCAUUCUGUCUUUUCGGUGAACACCCAGGCGAACAGCUGAACUGGACAGAUGGCAUACACUGUGUCCAUUAUUAAGAAUUAUCUUGCACAGUACAAUUGUCAAGGUACAUUUUAAAGGAAGACAAGUAUAUCUGCUUUAUUUCUGUUUUCACAUCUGUUCUUAGCCAACAAUUACAGUGGAACUGCAGCAAGGUACGUCAUUUAAUAGAGUCAUGCAUGUUCUAGAAAUCCUAGCAGAAUGAACUAGGGCCUCUUUAAAGCAGUAAAACCAAAAGGAUGGAGUACUGCAGAGGUUGAAGAUUGUAUUGCCAUAAUAACUGGGCUCGGAUAUGGGGUCAUCUGAACAUCAUGGUUGACGAGGCAUGGUUAGUGUUUAACACAUUUCAGUGUCACAUGUUUUAUUGGCCCAUGAUUAUGGGUCAUGAACAAAAUAAAUGAUUGGGUGGGUUAGAAACGACAGGCUACAUGUUAGGUCAUCAUUUAAUCAGAGAUACUGUAUAUUAGCUCUUUUUGUUUUUGUGAAAUUCUAUGGUGCCAAAUAAUUAGAGGGAAAAACAACUUUUGGGUGCAGAUAAAACACUUGAUUUGUUUUGUAAAUGUGGACAUUCUGUCAAAUGAAAUCUGGAAGUAAAAGACGUCUUAUUGGUUCUAACCUCAAAGCAAUGUCAUACAUCACAAUUAUUCUAGUUUAAGCAACCAUUGGUAUUCAUAUUCCAGUGGCUUUUAUGGCCCCAUGCUUGAUGUACUUUAGAACUUUCCAGAGAAUAUCAACGUUCUCCUCCAGUAGCCUCUCUACGAUCCAGAGUGGCCAAAAUGUAGACCCUCUCCCCUGGGGAAAACCAAGCGCAUUAACUAGCUACGUCUGGAUAAGAUCUCUGUAAGGGCUGAGAAGCACACUCUCAAGGUCAGAUUGCAGGAGAUAGUCAUCACUGACCUCUGACACAAUCUUAGAGUGGCUUGUGGCAUGUUACAGAGUGCCUCUCAUGUAAAAGGAUGUGGCUGUCCUUCGGUUAUGCUUAUUUGAAAGUCAUGACUGUGAGAAAGCAUUGCUUUCUUUAUAUGAUGCUUGAAAGGUUUGAGUUACUCCUCAAAAAGGACAGAUAAAGCUAGCAGGGCAGCUGAAGCAGAUUUGUGUGUGUUUGGACCAAAAGUUAGAGAAGCUUACAUGAGAAAAAUGGUUAGUAGAAUUAACCAUCAUGAAAGCAUCAUGUUGUAGUAGAAGAGUGGUUUAUACUUCAGUAUGAUAGUGCGCUAGUUAUCAAGAUAAUGCCUUUAACUGCACAUGGGCUUUCCCAUUCCUCCGUUAGUGAAAUAAAUGCAAUUACAGGGGUCCUCCAUCAUUAAACAAUCACCCUCCUUACAAAAUUCUUUGUCUCAGAGUUAUUAGCAAAGAAUGAAUCUCUCAUGUUAAAAAUGUUGACAAGUUAAACCCCUCGUUUCAUUCUCAAAUCUCUUGUCUGUGGGGAUGAUUAAUCAUAAGCAUUGAAACCUAAAUAGCAAGAGAGAAUCUGGUACCUUUGAACCAGACAUAGUUUAGUGAGUGGUACAGGCUAGCUACAACACCUGUAGCUGUUGGUAUCUCUGCAUUUUGUAAAAGCCAUGUCAUGUAUGUAUAGCAAGAAAGCAUGAACAUUUAAUAUAAUGGGAACAAAAUGCCAAUUGAAAUCAUUGACUUCCCAAAAUGACUGUACGCAUGGCACUGUAAUGUAUGUAUGCAUGUAUUUAAUUUUUGUACAUUUCGUCUGUGUAUCCUCAUUUUGCUACUCUGUAGUAACCUAUUUCAAUGCAUAUUCUAUAACAUCUUGUGCAAAAAAAAAGAACUUAAUGUCCUUUAUGUUCAACAAGACAAAAGCCAGAGAAUCAUAUGAUGACAUGUAAUAUAAUUGUAUAUGAUUUUUUUGUAAGAUUUUAUAAGAAAAAUAGGAAAAAACUCUAUAAUAUAAGAUUUUUUUUAAGCUGAAAUGUUAUUAUAAAAAAGCAAUAAAGAAAAAAAAGGUUGAACACAGUAGGCCAGUAAUAAACUGUGGAAUGGCAGCAGUAUAGAGAAUAGGUCGACCCAUCGCACACUGCACUGGACAUACAUGUUUGUUGUCCUUCAACAAAUGUAACAUCUUUUCUAUGGGGAGACUUCUUUGUUUGUUUAUUUGUUUGUUUGUCUAUUCCUCACUACCUGGCCAUUAUAUUACAGGGAAAUAUUACAGCCUCUUUUUACUACACCACAAUUUUAUCUGGCUUGGUUAGUCUACCGGAAUAGUUUGCAAAAUAACAAACAUUAACGACAAAGUAUUUACAUUUUAUACGCUGAAAAUGUCUAAGACUGAGCUUAAAGGCUUGCCGUGCUGUUAUGACCCAUAUGUACAUAACUUCUGUUGAAUAUUCAGAUUACAAUAUGAUUAUACAUGAUCCAUGAACAUGCUUAACCCUACAAUAACUUUCAUUGCUUUUUUGCAAGACUCUCAUGAUACAGGAUAGUCGAUUCAUAUUUUCAAAUACUCUGCUUGCUGUGGUUACUUUGUACAAGUCAUCUCAGAUGAAGCUAUGUUUAAUGCUGUCUUUCUGAGUCUACUGUGUGUUCAAACGUGCGACCAAUCAUCACUUGUCUAACAACUUCACUGUCUGCUCCGCUGAGAAAGUCAGUACCUCCACCAAUGUUUAAUUUGUCAUCAUUAAGUAUUCAAUAUCCAAAAUACACUACGUGGCUGUCCAGUGUCCAAAUCCUCUCGAUCUCCAAACUCCCUUGCUUAUGGUUUUAUUUAUCCCUUAAAGCAGGCUGUCUGAUGCAGUCAUUUGUUGGUGCUUACUGUGUGUGUGGUAGGGUGUAAUUUUGAGUUUGGCGUUUGGACAGAACGUGGUCGUUUGAGGACAUCGGUGAAGACGUCAUUAUCUGAGGUUUGGUAUUGAUCACUGUGGUGUCUGAUGCUCUGUGUGUCAAUAUAAAAACCCAAACACUGUUAUUGAGUAGCAGGUGAUAGCAGGCUACUUUAACAUUCCACCACACUUUGUUAUACUAAGGAUAGGCAUCAAACCUGCUGCAGUUGGGCUCAUGAUUCUAGCUUAUAUUACUUGCCAGGAAAACACUGCAAUAAGAUGUGUGAAACAACCAUUGAACAUGAUGACUGGAUUAGAAUAUUGAAAGAUGCAUAGGAAAGUCAGAGUAACCCAAGCAGCAGGUGAAUUAAUGUCUGCCCCUCGAUCAUACACAAGGUUAGUUACGUUUGCAUGUUCAGGUAUACAACAACACAGUGCAAUACGAUUAUGCAAUUAUAAACUGCAGUUGACUACGCUGUAUUACUGUUAUAACAGCAAGAACACAUUUAUUCUGUAUUGUUAGGUAUCCAUUUCCUCAUUGGUUGUAACCCCGACAGUGGAGGCUGCUGAGGGGAGGACUGUUUAUCAUACUGGCUGGAAUGGAGCAAAUGGAAUGGCAACAAACUAUGUGUUUGAUGUAUUUGAUACCAUUCCACUGAUUCCGCUCCAGCCAUUACCACGAGCCCGUCCUCCCCAAUUAAGGUGCCACCAACCUCCUGUGAACCCAGCCAAUGUAUUUUCUGCUCAUUCAUCAAUACUGUAGUCAUCCCCUUUUUUACAUUUGCAAUUUCGUACAGCAUUUCUACACCACAUGUCAAUGUCAACAAUUGAGUACUGCAGUAGGAUUUCCCCCCUUAGAAUAAGCAAAAGACUGAAAACGGAACUGUCUCAUAACGACUUGUGUGUGCUAGGCCAGUUUAAAUACAACGCUACUAACACAGUGAACAUGCAUGUCAGCCAUCUUUCAGACAGUACAAAGUGCUCAGUGUUAAAGAUAGAAAGUGAAUGACUUGAUGAUUUAUUUGGAGUCUGGAUUAGGUUUAAAAACGCUAAUGUCUGAGGCUAUGUACGUGUCAUCAUAAGCUUGAAAUAACAUGUCUUUGUGCACGUCAUAAGCUCUACAUAAGGCUGUGGGGUCCAGGAUAGAUGCACACCAUUUAUCUACAAUAGAAUGACUUUUGAUUUGUCAGAAUGGUUUGGUUGCAUUACUUUACUUUUCAAUGCUUUAUGUGUCUUUUAUGCAAAAUAACUGUUUGGAUUCUGGUGAAUGGUUUGUCGGUGCUGUUGUGAUCCUGUCAGACAGAGUUGAAAACUGGUGGUGGGUUGAGCUGACUGUACAUCAAUCCAUACAUGGUAUUUGGAGUUUGAUUGUGACCAAGGUUGAAUGUUAUGUUGGAAAUGCUGUACAUAGAUAGGAUACAUAGAAUGUAGGCCCUGAAUCAAGCAGCUAGUGUAAGGAUGUGGUUAUGACAACAAUUUGUGUUUGUGUACUAUAGUUAACACACCCCCUAAUCCCUAAAAUUACACUUAAUUCACUUUGCAUACACCAACUGUGACCACUAUGCUGCUAUGAGGCUUAUGGUGAAAACAGAUGACAUUGCAUGAGGAGUAAUCACAGCUUUGUUUAAGUGCACAUCAGUGUAGGCUCCUCAGAGGAGGAAGGGGAGGACCAUCCUCCUCAGUGAAUUUCAUGAAAAUAUAAAUUGUGAAACAUUAAAAAAGUACUGCUUUUUAGAUAAAACUAUACUAAAUAAUAUCACGUCACCAAAUAAUUGAUUAAAACAAACUAUUUUGCAGUGGAGGUCUACAGUAGCCUCAACAGCACUCUGCAGGGUAGCACCAUGGUGUAGCCGGAUGACAGCUAGCUUCCUUCCUCCUCUGAGUACAGUGACUUUAAUAUAAAACCUAGGAGGUUAAUGGUUCUCAUCCCCUUCCAUAUACGUACACUAAUUAUGACAACUUCCAGAGGAUGUCCUCCAACCUAUCAGAGCUGUUGCAGUAAUAACUGACAUGUUGUUGACCCAAUCAAAGGAUCAGAGAAUUAAUCUAAUUGUGAAAGCAUAAUCUACAGCUAUCUAGCACUGCAGUGCAUAUAAUGUGGUGAGUUUUUGGCUCAAAGAGAGAGAAAGACGAUAGUUGAACAGUUUUGAACAAAUUAAUUUCUUAAAAAAUAAAGGAGAAGCAAGAGAGAGAGAGAGAGAGAGAGAUGGCUAGCUAGCUACAUUUCAUAGUAUUUUUCUUUCACUUUGAAUUACCUAGCUAGCGAAUGCAGCUAGCUAGUUUAGCCUACUCAAGCAGAGCUGGCUAUGGCUAUCCAACACUGGAACUCUUCUAAGUCAAGAGUAAUGGAAAGUAGAUCAGCUUCAAUAUUUCAGAUAAAUUAUAGCUUACAUCAAUGUAACACAUAUGGAAUCAUGUAGUAACCAAACAAGGGUUUAAACAAGUCAAAAUAUAUUUUAUAUUUGAGAUUCUUCAAAGUAGCCACCGUUUGCCUUGAUGACAGCUUCUUGGCAUUCCUUCAACCAGCUCCAUGAGGUAGUCACCAGGAAUGCAUUUCACUUGGUAAAAGACCAAGUCCAUAUUAUGGCAAGAACAGCUCAAAUUAGCAAUGAGAGAUGACAGUCCAUCACUACAGUCCAUCAUUGACUGACAUGAAGGUCAGUCAAUACAGAAAAUCUCAAGAACUUUGAAAGUUUCUUCAAGUGCAGUCGCAAAAACCAUCAAGUGCUAUGAUGAAACUGUCUCCUUUAUGGGGACCGCCACAGGAAAUGAAGACCCAAAGUUACCUCUGCUGUAGAGGAUAAGUUAAUUAGAGUUACCAGCCUCAGAAAUUGCAGCCCAAAUAAAUGCUUCACAGAGUUCAAGUAACAGACACAUCUCAACAUCAACUGUUUAGAGGAGAAUCAGGCCUUCAUGGUCGAAUUGCUGCAAAGAAACCACUACUAAAGGACACCAAUAAUAAGAAGAGACUUGCUUGGACUAAGAAACUUGAGCAAUUGACAUUAGACCAGUGGAAAUCUGUCCUUUGAUCUGAUGAGUACAAAUUUGAGAUUUUGUGUUCCAACCGCCAUGUCUUUGUGAGACGCAGAGUAGGUGAACUGAUGAUCUCCACAUGUGUGAUUCCCACCGUGAAGCAUGGAGGAGGAGGUGUGAUGUUGGGGGGGUGCUUUGCUAGUGACAUUGUCAGUGAUAUAUUUAGAUUUCAAGGCACACUUAACCAGCAUGACAUCUGGUUUGCGCUUAGUAGGAUUAUCAUUUGUUUUUCAACAGGACAAUGACCCAACACAUCUCCAGGCUGUGUAAGGGCUAUUUGACCAAGAAGGAGUGAUGGAGUGCUGCAUCAGUUGACCUGGCCUCCACAAUCACCUGAGCUCAACCCAAUUGAUAUGGUUUGGGAUGAGAUGGACCACAGAGUGAAGGAAAAGUUCUCAGUAUAUGUGCGAACUCCUUCAAGACUUUUAGAAAAGCAUUCCAGGGGAAGCUGGUUGAGGAAAUGCCAAGAGUGUGGAAAUCUGUCAUCAAGGCAAAGGGUGGCUACUUUGAGGAAUCUCAAAUAUAUUUUGAUUUGUUUAACUCUUUUUUGGUUAUUACAUGAUCCCAUAUGUGUUAUUUCAUAGUUUUGAUGUCUUCCCUAUUCUUGUACAAUGUAGAAAAUAGUAAAAAAAGAAAGAAAAACCCUUGAAUGAGUAGUUGUGUCCAAACUUAUGACUGGUACUGUAUAUAUAUAUAUUUUCCUUUAUUAUUUUCCCCUAACCCUACCAACCCUAGCCUAAUUGGAGUAAACUAGUGAACAUCACCACUUAGGCUUCUACUUCCAACUUAUACAUACUAUAUACAUUUUACGGACACAAUUUAUUUUACAAUAGUUAUAAUUGUUUUGUUUUGAAUCCCAUCCUUCAGAUUCCCUCAACCCUAUUUGACAUAUUUUUUAAAUUGCUGUUUCACAAAAGUUCUGAACCUAUUUAUAUUUUACAGGGACAGUAUAUUUUACAAAUCCAUUUUUGAUUUGCCAUAUAUUUUUCAACUGUGCUGUGAUGUUUCACAAAAGUUCUGAACCUUUCUAUUCUCAUAGUUUCUACAGAUUGUAAAUUAAAGAUCUUUUUUUUUUGCUAAAAGUAUUAUUAUAUUAUUGAUCGAUUGACUAUGACUUUUCAAAUCACCCAGCAGUGCUAUUUACAGACUUAGCUCCAGGUAAAUGUUGCAAAUAUUUAGCCAUUCCUGGACCUGCCACCGAAAACAAGUUACAUAUGGGCAGUACCGAAACAAAUGAUAUAAUGAUUCUGUCUCUUCACAGCUAAAUCUGCAGAGUUGGGAUGGUUGUAUCCCCCAUAUACAGUGUAUAACAUUCUAUUGGUUGCAAGAAGUUUUGAGUUCGGUGUCAUUUUGCAUAAACCAUGUACCGUGGAAUCGGUACAUCGGAAAUCCUUCCCAACUAUAUGGCACAACUGUCAGUUUAGGUUCUUAAAUUAAACUGGUAUACUUUUUUAUGUAUCACAAUUUUCUUUAACCAAUUUUGAUCUUUAAUGCAGGGCCGACAAACAAGUUCCUUACUUUAUCCCCCUUCCACUUCCCUCUUCCAUUUUUGCGGUAAUGCUGCAAUUAGUUGGUUGUAAUUUUGGGUAGAACAGACAUUUCCAUAUAUUUUUGUUAGCUGCAUGUGUGACAUAACUGAACCAGUCCUAUGAUAUCAUUUACAAAGAUUAUACUUUAUUUUAAAAAAAAAUAUCAAUUAGUAUAUUUGAGUAACCAUAAUAUAUGUUGUAUUAUUUGAAAUUGCAACCAACUUUAGAAAUAGCGAUAUUUUGGAGAUAACUGAAAGUGAGAGGUUGUAAUCUGAAUAAAAGGAAAAAGGCCAUUCUUGACUAUGAGGUGAGACAUUCUUACUCAUCUGCUAGAGAACCAGCUUGGAUUUAAGUACAACUUUUCUAUGACUGAAGCCUUUAGUAAAAGUUCUAAUGCUUUAAUAUUUCCUAAUUUCUGUCCUCUUAAUUCAUAUGCAUUAUAUAAAUAGGCCAUUUUAAUUUUGUGUGGCUUGCUGUUCCAAAUAAAAUUGAAUAUAUUAUCAAGGUAAGAUUUUGGUUUUAUACAUUUAUUGCCACUGGGGCCUGCCGGUGUAACUGCUAAACUGCUUGCUGUACAUUGUAUUGCAUUAUCGUAGCGGGUUUAUUAACGCGUUAGUUAUAGUAGCUAGCUAUGUUGACUAUGACGUUAGCUAAAAUGGCAGCAACGAUGUAUGCUGUGUGUAGCUGCUAGCAUUCCACAAGCCAAGGGGAAAAGUGAGAUGAGGAGAGCACGUAGAUGCGAGAAGGAAUUGUACAAAGAGCAAAUUGUCAUGGUGUUUGUAUAUGGCUGCUAUGAAAGUGAACUGUUUGAGGUUAUCAGGGGUGUAUUCAUUCCACCGAUUCUGUUGAAAAACGUUUCUUAAAUGGAAGCACACGGAAGGGAACGGGGAUAAACAUACCUGAAUUUCUCCAAUAGAAACUCUCGUUUGCAACUGUUGGACUAAUGAUUACACCCUAGAUCAGCUAGAUGCAGACAAGAGUGUGCAAUGCAGCAUUGAAUGUGUCACUGUCUGUCACCUUGAAUACACAAAUAUUUAUCUUAACCUGUGCACCUACAUUGUAAACUUUAAUUCGUAGCCUAGGUUGUACAGUAGCAACCUCAUGAUGGGUAUAUGGAAAAUUUGAGUAUCAUGUAGUAGCCUAAACCUAUUGAUGUUACAGUCAUCUAAUAUGCUAUAAUAGAAAUAAGGCCAUGCUCAUUAAAAAGGAUUGUCCUCUCUCAUUUUAAACGGCACCGACCGCCAAUGUUUAAGCUAAAUCACUUAGCAUAUUUUGUCUUAACCAUUGUAUAUAGGGACAACGUUUCUCCAUGUGUAAUCACCCCAAAUGUAAUCCAUGUACUGUAAUGUAAAUGCAAAUGUGGUCAGUCAUCCAUUAGGUCUUCCCAUGGCUCAGAGACAAUCGGCCCGGCGUACAGAGAAUUAUGGAGGGAGGAGGGAGGCACAGGGGUGUGAAGUGAACAAUACCACAGGAACACUGGCUAGUGACCCUGUGACUACCACAAUGUUCUUUUGCCCUCAGUAGCAUAGACAAGGGAGCCCUCAGACCAGGCCAUUAGUGUUGAAAUGUAGAACUAUCAUUUCUGAUGCUCUACCCAGCUCCUCAGUGGCUGACUGAAUAGGCUUUUCUAGGCUCCAGUGCUGUGGUAGCAAGCUGGCAGGGCUGACAGCAAUCCUCUCUCUCUCUCUUUUUCCUUAUCUUGUGGCAGCAGGAGAAUAUUUAAAAGAUUCAGAGAACUGGAGAGGUAAGCCCUCAUUUUAAUCUCAAACGAUUUUAGCAGCUAGCGCAGGAAGGAAACUGUGAUAGUCAUUACAGAAGAUGACUGCAAGCUGUCUGAUUGCUGCAACAGCAGAAGGACUCUCAACCAGCAACGUUUACUCCUCAUGUUGGAGAGUUGAAUCCAAACACCCAGAGUUUCCACACUCAUUUUUUAAAUCUCCAUAGACUACCUGAGAGGAAAAGUUGGCAGAAUGAAGGGUGGUUUGUGUCAUGUAUUUGAUUUGUGUCUUUACUGUUCUGUAUGCUGAGAGGGAUAUUCUUGGCUCCUGUUUUUGAUUCUGCUGAGGCUUAUGUGUGCUGCGUCUCUGGCUCUCCUUCCCUCGUCACCGGCCUGUCUGUUGGACUGCUUGGGCCCGGUGUGGCUACUGCUGCCCGCAGGUGGCUAAUUCAAUUAACUGUUCCCAUCACACUCUAGUGGUGGUAAAAUUCUUCAACCAAGUUACAGUGAUUUCUUCCCCCUCACUUCUGCCACUUUCUUUCUUCGGGGGAUGUCAAACCAGCUGAACACUGUGUUUUGGGGCAGAGUAUUGACUGUUUAGUAUGAGUGAGCCUUGUUGUGGUCAGACAAUGUUCUGAUUUAUGUUUCACUGUGGCUGGAUGAUGACAGUGUUUAGAGUGAGUUGAUUUUGAACUUUUGUUGCAAGCGUGCUCAUUCACCUGCUCUCAAAGACCACAUUCGGUACGGUUGUAUCUUCAAUGAUAUAUCUACUUAAGCAAAAUACUACAAAUGGUCAUAGCACCAAAUGAACUACAGUCUUCCAUAAAUGCAGAAAUCACCGUAAUAAAUGGUCUCUAGGACAGUAUCGUACAUCUCAGCUGACGUUCUCUAGACAAAAGUUUAGCUAUGCAGGUGUCUAGCUGAAUUUAAGUAAUCCAACUCCAGGAACAUCUUUACAUUUGAAUUGUAACGUAUAACAACCUGACCAGCCAAAAAUAAAACCAUAGUGAAUUGAUUAUGUAAAGGAAUGUUUCAGUGUGAAUUUAUUAGAAGUAUGCUUUUGAAUGCUAUUCAUAUUUUCAUUGUAAACUAUUUUCUACUGCCUGCUAUGUUGAAGCUAUAAAUAGUAUGCAUAUGUGACAUUUUUAUAUGACCAAAACAUUUUAAUUAAAACCUUUGUCUAUUUAA
Messenger RNA from Salvelinus fontinalis (brook trout), 13983 nucleotides. RefSeq names its product patched domain-containing protein 1. Gene Ontology annotation, cellular component: membrane. The transcript has 3 exons. Bases 281 to 3043 code for a protein of 920 amino acids. NCBI's taxonomy places the organism in Eukaryota, Metazoa, Chordata, Actinopteri, Salmoniformes, Salmonidae. The record is from RefSeq and is a predicted model, not a curated record.